CCGACCGAGUGUCUCCCCUUACGGAUCCCCAGUCUUAUUUGUGUCGAAGAAGGUGGGAACUCUGAGGAUGUGCAUUGACUAUAGGGGCCUCAAUGCCAUCACUGUCAAGAACCGAGAGCCCCUACCUCGCAUCGAUGACUUGCUAGAUAGAGCGCAAGGGUGUCGGUACUUCAGUAAGAUAGAUCUGAAGUUCGGGUACCAUCAGAUUGCAAUCAGGCCCGAGGAUCAACCCAAAACCGCAUUUCAGACCAGGUACGGUCUGUACGAGUUUGUGGUGAUGCCUUUCGGCCUCUGCAAUGCUCCUGGCACCUUUCAGCACGCUAUGAAUCAGAUCUUUCAUGACUACUUGGAUAAGUUUGUCAUCGUGUACCUCAAUGACAUACUUAUUUUUCGUAGGACUGUCGAGGAGCAUGUUGCGCACUUGGACAAAGUCCUCAGUCUCCUUCGGCAGCACAAGUUCAACAUCAACGGGGAGAAGUGCGAGUUUGGUCGCACCCGGAUCUUGUACUUGGGUCAUGAGAUUUCCGCAGAGGGUUUGAAGCCCAAUGACGCGAAGGUGGCCAGCAGUCGUGAUUGGCUGCGUCCUCAGUAUGUGACUGAAAUGAGGUCUUUCUUAGGUAUGACCGGCUACUACCGUAACUUUGUUAAGAACUAUAGUAUAGUGGCCGCCCCUUUGACUGACCUGACUCGCCUUGACACCCCGUGGGAGUGGACAGACAGGCCUGGCGAGAGCCUGUCCAUGGACUUCAUGGACACGCUGGUCACCAGCAAGAGUGGGAUGAGACACAUCUUUGUUAUCGUGGAUAGGUUUAGUAAGUACGCUAGGUUAGUUGCAAUGUCGGAGACAACAAAGACCGAGUAUGUGAUUAGACUCUUCAAGGAGAACUGGGUCAGAGACUUUGGGCUCCCAAAGUCUAUUGAAGGUGACAAGGAUGUCCUAUUCACAAGUCCAGAUGGGCCGUCAUAUGUAGUUCACAUCCCUCGUCACCUACGCACUCACCCUAUAUUCUACGCCUCCAAGCUCGCACCUUUCAAGGAAACUGACCAGUUUCCCUCUCGUCGUUCAAUGCUGCCCCCAACCAUGGACGGAGAAGUCGACAUCGAUGACAUCGUGGAUCACAAAGAAAUGCCAGUUCCAAGACCCACCGGCAGGGGACGUCCUCCGAAACCGAAGCUGCAGUAUCGCGUUCGGUUCAGAUAUCACACUGAUCCUAAGGAGGAUAGAUGGUUUACACAGGAGGAACUGAUGCAGACCGCUCCACAGGUUGUCGUCCACUACGAGAAGUUACUGCAGAAAGGAAAGCGCCAGAUUGACUAAACUUCUCAAAGGACUAGCGAAGUGUGGAGGAGGGAAUGUGAAGCCCUACUGGGCCCCUAUUUGCAACAGUGUC
Molecule: messenger RNA, 1391 nt
Organism: Chara braunii
Lineage: Eukaryota; Viridiplantae; Streptophyta; Charophyceae; Charales; Characeae
Source: the annotation of a GenBank genome assembly